AUCCACUGCCCCUGAUCUGUUGUUAAGUGUGCCCACAGGCUGCAGCAUCAUGAGAUUACGUCCCCGCCUGGAUUUGUGUCACGCCGGGUUUUGGGAUGUCUGACUUAAGAUGUUGUCUGCCUCUAAAAGGCAUGUGAGUGUCACAGCGAUCAGUGUUGUGGGCUGCAUUCAGAAUCAGGAGGAACGUAACCACAGUGCAGGCGGGCUGAGGUGGAUCUGCCCACAUGUCAUCAUUCAGUGCCAGGCAUCUAAAUUAAGAGCAUCAGUGAGCGAUUAAAUAAAUGGUUUCUCUCUCCCUCUCCCUCUCUCUGCACUCAUUUCACAGUAAAUGGGUAUUGAUUGAUGACAACUCAAAGGUGGACACAAACCUGUAGAGCGAACUCCUCUGUGAAAGAAACAGCGUUGUUUUUCUAUCACCACCCCGUGGACAUAUCUUCUCUCUCUUCUCCUCUUUCUACUCCCGUCUUUUCCUCUCCUCCACUCUCAUCUUAAUUUACCUUUUGAUUCCUUCACUCUUUUUUGUCUCCUCUCCCCAUCUCACCAUCCACUCAUCUCCUUUAUUCUUGUUUCCUCUCCUCUCUUGUUUUCUCUUUAUUUUCCUCCCCAGUCUUUCCUUUUCUUCAUCUCCUGUCCUCUCUCCUUUCCUCUCCUCUUUUUGUCCUCUUAAGUCUUAUUUCUUUUCUUAUCCUUUGAUCUCCUCUAGCCCAGUUUCUAGCCGUCUUCUUUCUUCUCCUCUUCUUCAUUCCUCUUUUUCUCCUCUCUUUCAUCUCAUGCCCUCAGUAGUCCUCCCCUUCCUCCCCUUCCUUAUCCUCACCCCUGCUUAUCUCCUCUUGUUCUUCUUCUCUCGUCUAUCCUUGUGGCUUCCUCUCUUCUCUAUUUCUUCUUCUUUUUCUUUUUGUCCUCUCUUCUUCCUCUUUUGCCAUAUCUCUCUUUCCUCCCUUUCUUCUUCUGUCCUCCCCAGUCUCCUGUUUCUUUUCUCUCACUUAUCCUCUCCUGUCUCCUUUUUUGUUUUUCCUCUUCUUAUUAUCGUCUCCUCUCCUGCCCCCCUUCACCCCUGCAUUGCUGCUUUUUUAUCCUCCCUUUUUUAUCCUCUCUUUCCUUUCCUUCCCCACUAGUCCUCUUCUCUCCUUUCCUUUUUUCAUCUCUUUUUCAUCCUUUUAUUUCCUUUCCUAUCUUCUAUCUCCUCUCCUCUUGUCUUUCUUUUCCUCAUCCCUGCAUCUCCCUUUUUUCUUCCUCCUACACUCCCUCUCUCCUUUCUAAUACCUUCCUCUCCUCUCUCACUUCAUCUACCUCUCCUUCCUUCUCUCUCUUUCCUCAUUUCCUGGCCUUUUUGUAUGUGCUCUCGAGUCCCACUUGUCUUCUCCUUUAAACAUCUCUUCCUCUCCCCCUCUCCCUCUCUUCAUCUCUUCUCUCUAUUAGUCUCUCUCUCUCUCUCCUCCUCCUCCUCCUCCUCCUCUUCCAGCAGUAGAGAAUCAGUGAGCAGCAGCAGCAGCAGCAGCAGUGUCACUCAGCACGGCAGCGACUCGCAUGAAAGUGAGGACCUCUUGUUUUUCUUUUUCUUGCCUCUUUGAUUUUCUUUUCUUUUUCUUUUUUUUUUUAAAUUUAGAUCACCUCUUCCUCCUGCUCUCCCUUCUCCUUUUUUUUUAUCUCCUCUUCCCAUUCAGUCUUUUCAGUCAUUUCUUCUCUACUUUUUAAUCCUUUUUUCUGCCGUAUUAAUCGCUUUCGGAGUGCAGCAGAAUGAGAGUACCAUGCAUUCCAAAUCGGGUUUCUGUCCUUGCUCCAACUAGAGCAUGAAGCCAUAUGCUUUUCUAUUAUUGUCACUGUUAUUUUUAUUAUUCUUUUCAUUUUUUGCAUCUCAUUCGAAGUAAGUAGGCCAGUCCUGCAGCAUUAAUAUAGUAUGUCCACCUCUGAUCUCAGAUGUGCUUGUGAAUGGAUAUUUUAACAGGUAUGAAUUAAUGUUUAAAUCAUGAAAAUUCUUCUUUCAGAGGCAGAAUGUGUUGCGGCAGAUGAAGCAAUUCGUUUUUUGGAUGUAAUAUUUUGAAAUAUUGACCAUAGCUGUAGGGCUGUGAGGAUUUGAGCUGUUCAUGUGUAAUUUGUGUUUUGAGAGGGAGAUAAUUUGUACGUUGUCAGUGGUGACAAUAUUAUUGGAUGUUUUUUUUCUGGACACAAAGAGACAGAUUUGAAUUUUUCUUCUUGGCAGAAUCUUUCACUGCCUUUACACUCUUUUUUUUUUUUUCCUUCUUCCCUUUGUCAUAUUUGUAUUUUGUUAUUUUCUAACUGACUGGCAUAAAAACAGUCAGCGGUGAAUGCACUGGAGGUAAAAAAACAAAAAAAAAACCAGGGAUCAUGACGUCGGUCAUUUAACCAGGAUGGACUUAUCAGCUGUAUUCACUCCUGUUCUGGCCACGAUGCCGGCCUCUUUACCAACAAACUCUUCUUUGGAGAAUGUCAGUCAGACGUCCUCCUCCUCCUCCUCCUCGAGAUCUCCUCCUCUACCUCCUCACUCGCAGGUGGCGUCAGUGUUAAUCGUGCUGGUGGUCACAGUAAUCAUCCUGGGGACCGUGGUGGGCAACGUGCUGGUCGUGGUGGCGGUGUUCACAAGCCGAGCCCUGAGGGCGCCUCAGAAUCUCUUCCUGGUGUCUUUGGCAUCAGCAGACAUACUGGUGGCGACGCUGGUCAUCCCCUUCUCCCUGGCUAAUGAGGUCAUGGGUUACUGGUACUUUGGAUCCACCUGGUGCUCCUUCUACCUGGCUCUGGAUGUCCUCUUUUGUACUUCCUCCAUCGUCCACCUCUGCGCCAUCAGCCUCGACCGCUACUGGUCCGUCACUAAAGCCGUCAGCUACAACCGCAAACGGACACCCAAACGGAUUAAAGCAAUGAUCAGCAUCGUGUGGCUCAUAUCUAUCGUCAUCUCGUCCCCGCCGCUCCUCAUGGCGCAGAAAGAGGAGGAUUUUGAGAGGGAGGACGAGAAUGACAUGCAGAGGCAGGAGUGUCUCCUCAACAACCAGACGUGGUACAUCCUCUCCUCCUGCCUUGUGUCUUUCUUUGCCCCAGGAGUCAUCAUGAUACUCGUUUACUGUAAGAUCUACCGUGUUGCCAAGCAGCGAGCCUCCACUGUGUUUGUGGCAAAGAAUGUGGUGGAGCGGCAGCCGUCACAGUCUGAGACCUGCUUUGUGGGCACCACCAGGACUUGCCAAAGAAAGGGAGCCGGCUGCAGCAAAUCCCAGUAUGAACUGGACAGCCCACUUCCUGCCAACCGACACAGCUCUUCCAACAAAGACAGCAGCAGCAGUAGGAGAGGAGAGCUGGAUGAUAUUGACUUAGAGGAGAAGAUCUGCGAAGCUGACAUAAAAACAUCCUCCUCGUUUUCCUCGUCUCUCCGCUUCCCCAGAAGAGCUUGCGUGAGGGUGAAGACGGAGGAGGCGAAGGACACAGAGGGAGCGAUGAGCAGGCUGAAGCCUCCUCCACCUCCUUCCUGUGCCUCUAUAUCAUGGGCAUCAUCUGACCACCUCUCCCACCACUGCCUCCUCCCCUCCCCCGUGGCUCUCCGCAGCAGGCAGAUGUCUCUGUCCAAAAACAAAGUAGCUCAAAUGAGGGAGAAGCGCUUCACAUUUGUUCUGGCGGUAGUGAUGGGGGUAUUUGUCCUCUGCUGGUUCCCAUUCUUCUUCACUUACAGUCUCCACGCUGUCUGCAGAGAGAAGUGUACGAUCCCUGACACACUCUUCAACCUUUUUUUCUGGAUCGGAUACUGCAACAGCUGCCUGAACCCGAUCAUUUACACUAUUUUUAACCGAGACUUCAGGAGGGCCUUCAAAAAGAUUUUAUUCCAUACUCACAAACGAACAUAAGAUGUGAAUGUAUGUGUGUUUGUGUGAGUUUCUCCUGCUCAAACACAGACACACACUCACACGUAAAUGUGUGCACACAGUUUUAAUCCUGUUUUCCACUGUGCUGUCGUACUGACAUUAAAGGGCUUGUCAUACA
Molecule: messenger RNA, 3984 nt
Organism: Seriola aureovittata
Lineage: Eukaryota; Metazoa; Chordata; Actinopteri; Carangiformes; Carangidae
Product: alpha-2Db adrenergic receptor-like
Exons: 2
Coding region: 2370-3848 (492 amino acids)
Biological process (GO): platelet activation; regulation of smooth muscle contraction; adenylate cyclase-activating adrenergic receptor signaling pathway
Cellular component (GO): membrane
Molecular function (GO): alpha2-adrenergic receptor activity
Source: RefSeq, a predicted model, not a curated record